This is a messenger RNA of Chaetura pelagica (chimney swift), 213 nucleotides long. RefSeq names its product sterol regulatory element-binding protein 2-like. The transcript is spliced from 3 exons. The record is from RefSeq and is a predicted model, not a curated record. The coding region runs from base 1 to 213 and encodes 70 amino acids. NCBI's taxonomy places the organism in Eukaryota, Metazoa, Chordata, Aves, Apodiformes, Apodidae.
AUGGCCAAGGAAAAUCUGAGGGGAAAAAAGGGAGAAUCCCACACCCAGUCCCGCACCCAAUCCCACACCCAGUCCCACACCCAAUCCCGCACCCAAUCCUGCACCCAAUCCCACACCCAAUCCCACACCCAAUCCUGCACCCAAUCCUACACCCAGUCCCGCACCCCCAUGGCCGAGCCCCAGAGGCCCCGGUGCUGCGGCAGAGGCACUUAG